Messenger RNA from Gavialis gangeticus (Gharial), 5468 nucleotides. RefSeq names its product vav guanine nucleotide exchange factor 3 (gene VAV3). The transcript has 27 exons. The record is from RefSeq and is a predicted model, not a curated record. The coding region runs from base 60 to 2600 and encodes 846 amino acids. NCBI's taxonomy places the organism in Eukaryota, Metazoa, Chordata, Crocodylia, Gavialidae. Gene Ontology annotation, biological process: cell migration; regulation of GTPase activity; intracellular signal transduction. Gene Ontology annotation, cellular component: plasma membrane; cytoplasm. Gene Ontology annotation, molecular function: protein binding; guanyl-nucleotide exchange factor activity.
GCCCCGAGCCGCCGGGAGCGGGGGCGUCCCGCAGCCCGGAGCAUCACCGCGGGCCGGGCAUGGAGCCCUGGCGGCAGUGCGCGCUCUGGCUGAUCGCCUGCCGGGUGCUGCCGCCCAACCACCGGGUGACCUGGGACACGGCGCAGGUGUUCGACCUGGCGCAGACCCUCCGCGAUGGGGUCCUGCUCUGCCAGCUGCUCAACAACCUGCGCAGCCGCUCCAUCAACCUCAAGGAGAUCAACCUCCGGCCUCAGAUGUCCCAGUUUCUCUGCUUGAAGAAUAUAAGGACCUUCCUUUCAGCAUGCUGUGAGAUAUUUGGGAUGAAGAAAAGUGAACUUUUUGAGGCAUUUGAUUUAUUUGAUGUGCGAGACUUCGGAAAGGUCAUAGAAACACUCUCAAAACUUUCCCGCACUCCUAUUGCAUUAACUACAGGAAUAAGGCCUUUCCCUACAGAAGAAAGUGUUGAUGAUGAAGAUAUCUACAAAGGCCUUCAUGAUUUAGUAGAUGAAUCUGGUGUAGAUGAAGAUGAAGAAUUAUAUGACUGUGUUUACGGAGAAGAUGAAGGGGGGGAAGUAUAUGAAGACCUAAUGAAAGAUGAAGCAGCAAAUCCACCUAAAUGUACUGAAAAUGAUGUAAGAACCUGCUGCCUUGCUGAAAUAAAACAAACUGAAGAGAAAUACACAGAAACUUUAGAAUCAAUAGAGAAGUUUUUCAUGGGGCCGCUGAAAAGGUUUCUGUCGGGAUCAGAUUUUGAUACGGUUUUCAUCAACAUUCCUGAUUUGGUGAAAAUCCACAGAAGUCUAAUGCUGGACAUUUGUGACUCCAUUGUUAAUAAAAAUGACCAGAAUUUAUAUCAAGUUUUUAUAAAAUACAAGGAAAGACUUGUCAUCUAUGGGCAGUACUGCAGUCAAGUGGAGACAGCCAUAUCAUGCUUAGACAACAUCUCCAAGACAAAAGAAGAUGUUAAGUUGAAGCUAGAGGAGUGUUCCAAGAGAGCUAAUAAUGGGAAAUUUACAUUGCGGGAUCUCCUAGUGGUUCCUAUGCAGAGAGUUCUAAAAUAUCAUCUACUACUCCAGGAGCUGGUGAAGCACACUACUGAUCCAACCGAGAAAGCAAAUCUAAAGCUAGCACUUGAUGCAAUGAAGGACUUGGCUCAAUAUGUAAAUGAAGUGAAGAGAGAUAAUGAAACCCUUCGUGAAAUUAAACAGUUUCAGUUAUCAAUAGAGAAUAUGAACCAGCCUCUGUUGCAGUAUGGAAGGCCACAAGGUGAUGGAGAAAUAAGGAUAACUACACUAGACAAACGUACAAGGCAAGACAGGCAUAUCUUCUUAUUUGAUCUAGCUGUUAUUGUGUGCAAGCGACGAGGUGAUAAUUAUGAAAUGAAAGAAAUAAUAGAUCUUCAGAAAUAUAAAAUCACAAAUAAUCCCACUACUGAUAAAGAAAAUAAAAAGUGGUCUUAUGGCUUCUACCUCAUCCACUUACAUGGGCAAAAUGGACUUGAAUUUUAUUGCAAAACUAAAGAUUUGAAGAAAAAGUGGUUGGAGCAAUUUGAAAUGGCACUGUCUAACAUAAGGCCAGACUAUGCAGAUACAAGUUUUCAUGAGUUCAAAAUGCACACCUUCAGUCGUGUCACAUCCUGCAAGGUUUGUCAGAUGCUUCUGAGAGGAACAUUUUAUCAAGGCUAUUUAUGUUCGAAGUGUGGAGCUGGAGCUCACAAAGAAUGUUUAGGAAGAUUAGACAAUUGUGGCAGAGCUAAUUCAGGUGAACACGGGACUCUGAAACACAAGAAACCAACUAAUGGAAUUCGAAGAAGCUCUAGACAUAUGGACUCAGGCUUACCAAAAAUGCAAGUCAUUAGAAGCUACACUGGGGUACCUCAGCCUGAUCCACUUGAUGGCCCUCCAUUGCACAUCCAGAUUGGAGAAACUGUUGAACUCAUCAAAGGAGAUGCACACAGCUUCUUUUGGCAGGGUAGAAAUCUAGCUACAGGAGAGCUUGGCUUCUUUCCAAGUGAUGCGGUAAAACCUAGCCCAUGUGUGCCAAAACCAGUUGACUACUCUUGCCAACUAUGGUUUGCAGGAGCCAUGGAAAGAUUGCAAGCGGAGACUGAGCUCACCAACAGGGUAAAUAGCACUUACCUGGUGCGGCAUAGAACCAAAGAAUCAGGAGAAUAUGCGAUUAGCAUUAAGUACAAUAAUGAAGUGAAACACAUCAAGAUUUUAACAAGAGAUGGCCUUUUUCACAUUACAGAACAUAGGAAAUUUAAAAAUGUAAUGGAACUUGUAGAAUACUACAAGCACCACUCUCUUAAAGAAGGUUUCCGAAGUUUGGAUACUACUCUUCAGUUUCCAUACAAGGAAUAUGAAAAUUCAGCAGGACCAAGGAAUAACAGAGCAAGCAGCAACAUGUUAAGUCCAAAAGUUAUAGGCAUAGCCAUAGCCCGGUAUGACUUCUGUGCAAGAGACAUGAGAGAACUUUCCUUAUUUAAAGGUGAUGUGGUAAAAAUUUACACAAAGACAAGCGCAAAUGGCUGGUGGAGAGGUGAAGCAAAUGGAAGGGUUGGCUGGUUUCCAUCAACGUAUGUUGAAGAGGAUGAAUGAUUUAAACACUCACUUUGUUAUAUUGAACAGAAAUUUCAGGGACUGUACAACAUAAAUUCUGCAACGUGCUGUUGGUCUUGUUAAGCAGCAGUUCUGUCUGUCCAAACCCUCCGGUCUUAAUGUUCGGAUUUCUACCGAAGUUUGUGCUGACAGAUUAAUGGCUUGCCCAGAGCUGUUCAAGAAACAACCUGCCAGUUUGCUAUCAUGAGGGACCAGUACAAAGCCCAGACUUCAUCUUCCCUGAAGACCUCUGCAAAACAGAUUUCUUUAUGUUCCUUUUCAUUUCAUCUGGUAGCACACAGUGAAUACUAGCUAUUGGUAAAUGUUUUAAAACCCUCUUUUCCGUAGGAGUGAACACUUCUGAUGGUACAAGUAGAUGCUUAUUAUACCUUAUCACUGCAUACAGGAAAAUGAGUGUUCAGUCAUGCUGGUGGGCAUAAAGUUGAUUCAGUAUACUUAUUUUGAAGCAUUAAAGCAUCCUUACUUAUCAACUUAAAAACAUCCAUAAACACAGUGAACUGUUUUGAAGAAAAUACUACUGAAGUGAAUAUGAAUAGUCUUCAUUUCAAGGUGUGCACGAAGCUGGUUUUAGCUGACUACUUUGAGGUCCUGUUUAAAUUUUCUAUUUGUUUUGACAGCAGUUAUAAAACAAAAAAAGUGUAGUGUUAUCUAAGACAUGGUAUUUCUUGAAGAACUGUCUGUAAAAUAGGAUUGUGGAGUUUUUGUCUCUGUGAUUCCCAAACUGAUGUUUUUUUCAAUUUUCAAGUAAGCAGCUGACCCUAUAAAUGCAGGCACAUGUUGCCAUGAUGUGAUAUGGUUCUGUUAGAGCUUGUACGUCACCAUUAAUUUAAAAAUUUUGCAGGUCAGAUUAUUCCUCACUUUACAUCUGCACCACUGGUCCUGCUAUAUUUGCAUUUUGGGGUUUUGGAGGUAUGUUUCCUUGGGUCUUUGUGAUGGGCUUUUUCAUCCCUUUGUUUUUUGCUAACAGGUUUGGAGUAUGCAUCACCUUAACAUCUAGCACAGGGGUUGGCAGCUUGUGGCCCACAGGCUGAAUCCAGCCAGUAGUAACCAUUGAAUUGGGCCUGGAGCCAUGGGAUUUGGGACUUACAGAGCAGGAGAUUUUGCCCCCCUGUGGCCAGGCAGUGGGGUGCGUGGCCUCUGCUACAGCCAGUUGGUGUGCCUGUACUGUGGCCUGGGACUUUGCCAGUGCAACAGCUAGGUAGUAGGGAGAAGCAGCAGCGGUGGUGGUACCCAGGUACUGGUGCCAACCCACCUUGGACCUGAGAUGGGUCAUUCCAGCCCAUCUGCUGAAAUCACUGUUAACCACUGAUCUAGCAUGAACUGUCUUUGGUCAUUAGGGCAAGAUAAAGGAAGCUUACUAGGAUUUCUUCCUGUUUCCCAGCACACCAAUUCUGAUGGUUACUUAGGUAGAGUGGUGGUAAAGUUGGUGGCAAUGCAGUGUAGUGAGCUUUCCUUCCAUAUUAUACUAAGUGUAUAUAAAGGAAUAUUAGCUUGAAAGGCUGUGACCUCGGGCAUCAGGCAUGGCAAAGUGGCAUCUGUCCUUUGCAAGUUAGCAUUUUCAUAAACUUGGAAAGUCCUGAUGUAUAUAAGGGAAGGCUGCGAUGAGAUUGGUGUCGUUGUGCAGGUGUGAGUAUGCAAUUUUUAAUAUGUAGAAUAUUUCUUAACUUUAAAGUUGGAGAUAACCCGCAGUUUAAGAUUUUAUAUUUUGUUUUUCCUGAGGGUAAUAUUUCCCCCACUUCCUUCCACUGAAUGAAGCUGGAGAGUCUACCCAUGCACACACAUUGCAGUUGGACUAGCAGUGUGGCUCCUUUGCAGCUCUCUUUCCAUAUGAUGGACUUGAUUGUUUCCACUGGUCUUCCACAGAAUGGGACCUGCACAAGUCCCAUUGCACAAGCCCUAUUGCAAACCCUGUCUUCUUUCUGUUCCCUACUUCAUGCUGGCCUAUUUGAGGUCAGGCUAAAAGUCCCAUUCAAAGGAUAGAAUCUUUUCAGUAGGACCCUUCCCUCACAGCAGCUUUUCUACCAAAGUGCUGCAUGAUUCAGGCACUGUUGUCUGGGGCCAAGUGAGGGUAAAGUAAGUCUUGCAGAAAGCAAGGUAAGUUCCAGUCUUAUUUGUGAACCCCUGCUGAUGUUCUUUUGCUUCAGAAAGUUUACCUCAAAAUUAGGUAAACUGUGAUUUCAUUGAAUAUGUUGUUUGAUGGAACCAGUUCAGAGAACUUGUAAGUAUGUAAAUAAUUCCUACAACGUAUUUUAUAAAAUGAUCUGUACAGCUAGUUAGUCUGGGGGAAUAUUGCCUUUGGUUCUGUGCUGCUAUGCAGUAGUAUUUGUGGGCCUGAUCCUGUGCUCCUUAAGUGGACCAAAUUGAUUCUUUGGCAAUUUUGCCUGCUUAAGGGGUAGAGGAGUAGUGUCUAUGAAAUGUGUUGUGCUUUGCAGUCAUAUAGUUCUGAAGAGAUGCAGUUGAAUUUGAUACAAAUUAGGAAACACAUCUGGUAUGUUCAAUAACUUAGUUUAAUUUUUUAAAGUUUGAUAAGCCGUGCUGUAGGCUUUUUGGCAAGCCAGGGGUUCAGCCAUUUACCUUGGAGAAAAAUUAAAGCCAUAACUAAACAUCUUUUUCAUGGUAUAAAUCCAUGCAUCUUUGUUGAAUGCCCUGUAUUGGACAAGUUAAUGCUGCAUUUUAAAUUGCAUUUGUUUAAACCAAAGACUUAGUAAAUAUUCCAAGCCUCUGCUUCUACAUAUGCCUUCUUUUGCCUGUGUUGAGACCUUAUUGUCACUUAGUACAGUAAUGCAAUUUGUAAUAUUUUGUAAAUAUGUGAAUAUAAUAAACCAGUUGAUUUCUUGUGUAAAUUAA